Eleginops maclovinus (Patagonian blennie) is the source of this 3181-nucleotide messenger RNA. It is a transcript of the gene racgap1, whose product is annotated as Rac GTPase activating protein 1. The transcript has 17 exons. Gene Ontology annotation, molecular function: GTPase activator activity. Gene Ontology annotation, cellular component: spindle midzone; midbody; centralspindlin complex. The coding region runs from base 158 to 2038 and encodes 626 amino acids. The record is from RefSeq and is a predicted model, not a curated record. Gene Ontology annotation, biological process: mitotic cytokinesis; mitotic spindle midzone assembly; Rho protein signal transduction. Lineage: Eukaryota; Metazoa; Chordata; Actinopteri; Perciformes; Eleginopidae.
GAAAUGCAACGCGCUCAAUGUGGAAAGAUGCGGACCGAGUAACAGCCAGGUGCUCGAUAAAAAAAGAAAAGAAACGGGAAAAGCUGUGGGUUGAACUUCACCGGGAGGAUUAUACUGUCCUACAUUUGUCCUGUAAACCGGUCUUCAGAUAGAGGCCAUGAUGCAGACUGCGGUGCUGAACCUGCAGAGCUUGUAUGAUAAGCUGAGGUCGCAGGUUGACCUCCUCAAUGACAACAUCGAACCCAACUUCAUCCAGAUGGCUCAGAACUUUGAGGACUGCCGGCGCCGGUGGCAGCGAGCGGAGCUGGAUCUGGGUUCCUGCCAGGAGGUUCUCACCAAGGCUGAAACGGAGCGGGGGGCGCUGGAGGUCAAACUGAAACACGCCCGCAACCAGGUGGACGUGGAGAUCAGACGCAGACAGAGGGCCGAGGCGGACUGCGAGAAGCUGGACCGUCAGAUCCAGCUGAUCCGGGACCUGCUGACCAGCGAGGGAUCCUCCAACAGCAUCCAGCUGAGUGCAGAGCAGCGCUCCGCCCUCGCCUUCCUCAACACAAACUGCCAGCCACCCGCCGCCCUGAACACCAGCCGCAGACUGACCACGAUCGAUGAGUCCGCCUCCAUCCUGUCGGACAUCAGCUACGACAAAACGGACGACUCUCUGGACUGGGACUCCUCCGCUGUGAGGACGCUGCGCCUGAAGAAGAGAGAGAAGCGGCGCUCCUCGAGGAAUCACAUCGAGGGUCCUCCGGUCGCCUCCAAGCGCCCCCGAUCAACGGGCAGGAAUGCAGAGAGGGGAAACGAGACUCUGGUGACGAAGACCACGGUGACGGUCCCCGCUAAUGGAGGACCAGUGGAGGCCGUCUCCACCAUCGAGACGAUUCCCUACUGGACCCGCAGCCGCAGGAAGACCUCCGCCAUGGAGUGGGACUCUGAGUCUGUGAGGUCUGAGGACGUCUUCAAGCAGCCGGAGGUCCGCGAGGUGGAGAGGAGAGCGGCACCAGGAACCCCUCAGAGCCACGGGGGGGUCCGGGCGCACGAGUUUGUCUCCAAAACUGUCAUAAAGCCGGAGUCGUGCGUCCCCUGCGGGAAGAGGAUCAAGUUCGGGAAGAUUUCUCUGAAGUGUCGUGACUGCAGGGUGGUCUCUCACCUCGAGUGUCGGGAGCGCUGCCCCCUGCCGUGCAUCCCCAACCUUGGGGCCACACCGGUCAAGAUCGGAGAGGGUGUCCUCGCAGACUACGUCCCCGACACGUCUCCCAUGAUCCCUCCUCUGGUCGUGCACUGCAUCAGUGAGAUCGAGCAGAGGGGUCUGCAUGAGGCGGGUCUGUACCGUCUGUCCGGCGCCGACCGCACCGUGAAGGACCUGAAGGAGAAGUUCCUGCGCAGCAAGACGGUCCCGGUGCUCAGCAGGGUGGACGACAUCAACGCCAUUACCGGCCUCCUCAAGGACUUCCUGAGGAACCUGAAGGAGCCGCUGCUCACCUUCCGCCUCAACCGGCCCUUCAUGGACGCUGCCGAGGUGUCCGACGAUGAUAACAGCGUCGCUCUGAUGUACCAGACGGUGGGAGAUCUGCCGCCGGCCAACAGAGACACGCUGGCCUUCCUGGUCCUGCACCUGCAGAGAGUCGCAGACAGCUUGGACACGAGGAUGGACAUCACUAAUCUGGCUCGAGUCUUCGGUCCGACCAUCGUGGGUCACGCCGUCCCGAACCCCGACCCCAUGACCAUCCUGCAGGACACCAAGAGACAGCCCAAGGUGGUGGAGCGUCUCCUCUCUCUCCCAGUUAGUUACUGGGCUCAGUUUGUGUCAGCGGGAAACGAAAACCCGAACCUGCAUCACCUGAUCAUCGAGAACGCAAACUGCUACGCCACCCCCGAGAGAAUGAGCAUGCUGGGACCUCUGACCACCCCGGAGCACCAGCUCAGUAAAACCCCGUCCUCCAGCUCACUGGGGCAACGCAUGAAGUCCUCUCUGACUCCCAGAUUCGGGAGCAAGAGCAAGUCGACGACAAAGUUCUUUUCGUCUCCAUCCCUGAAGUAAUCCCACGCAGAUUCACUUCUUUCACUCUGCAAUAACCCAUCUCCAUCCAGGCAUAACGCAUAACGCGCUCCAAAAAAAAGAAGCCUCUUCGUUUGCUUUUUAACCGUUUAAUAUACGAUGAUUUUACAUGUUUGUAAAGGAUGCUUUUUUAUAAACCAAAUAGAUUUAUGCACACGUGUGUCUUUUAGAGCUUCCGCUGAGGAGACGUUUGACUCCUCUAACACGUGUUUUAUAUAUUCCUCUUUUUGCAAAUCUGUACUGUAUGAGCACGCUUUGAUUGGGACCUGCUUUAGAUUCAACUCAUGUGUCACUCAGAAGUUGAAGAACAGAUUUUUUUUCCUAAGGCAUUUCGUUGCAGGUUGUAAUCAAACGUGUGGUGGCUAGUAUCGUUAACUUCUCUCUUUUAUUCAGUGUUUGUAUUUCUAUUGAGUUUAUACGGAGGCCGAAAGCUGCUAAUGAGCUACGCUUCCAUCCGGAGGACGUGCUGCAGGUUCAGGAACAUCUGCAGCAGCUCUUCAACACAUGCAGCAUCUAGAGAACAUUUAGAGGAAACAUGAGCAGUUUACUAAAAGCUGCAGAAACCAAACGCUGCAAGAAGCUCCAACACAACGGAGACCAGUGUCCCCUUGUCUCCAGCUGUGUGCGUCUCUCUUUAGUGUCCCCUGGUCUCCGUUGUGUUGGAGCUUCUUGCAGCGUUUGGUUUCUGCAGCUUUCAGUAAACUGCUCAUGUUUCCUCUAAAUGUUCUCUAGAUGCUGCAUGUGUUGAAGAGCUGCUGCAGAUGUUCCUGAAGCUGCAGCACAUUCUCUGCUGGAGCUCGUUGGCACCCGUCGGCCUCCAUAGUUUUGAUCGUCUUCUUGCUCCAGUAAAUGUUGCUGUAAUUGUUUACGCGCUCUCAGGCCCUCCUCUGUUUGAUAAUUGGCAUUAACCUCAGAGAACCGGGGCUCUAAAUCAAAAUAUCUGCCCUGCCAGUGAUCUUCAGGCAGCUCUGUGGGAGGACGCUCAUUAGCACGCUAUGCUAACGGCCAUUACUUUGUAAGAGUAGCCAGUUUAAGUUGCUGUGGCAUUAUUUUAAUAUUUAGCACAACAUUUUGUACACUUGCUGUAAAAGUCCUGUAAGUUAUAAAAUACAUUUCUAACCAAAA